Molecule: messenger RNA, 2994 nt
Organism: Tricharina praecox
Lineage: Eukaryota; Fungi; Ascomycota; Pezizomycetes; Pezizales; Pyronemataceae
Exons: 5
Coding region: 282-2684 (800 amino acids)
Biological process (GO): maturation of SSU-rRNA from tricistronic rRNA transcript (SSU-rRNA, 5.8S rRNA, LSU-rRNA); ribosome biogenesis; endonucleolytic cleavage of tricistronic rRNA transcript (SSU-rRNA, 5.8S rRNA, LSU-rRNA)
Cellular component (GO): preribosome, small subunit precursor; nucleus
Molecular function (GO): GTPase activity; GTP binding; U3 snoRNA binding
Source: RefSeq, a predicted model, not a curated record
GCCCCACCACACACCACACGCACGCACACACGCACAUUUAGCGACUGCUUCCUAGAAUGUGUGAGCUUCGCUCCACCACCACCACCACCACGGUUUUCGCACAUUGAAUGUGCGCGUAGCAGGAAGAAGAAGUCAGUGCUCAACUACCUCCAACCUUCUUUGCCACUAUCCUGUCUGUUCUGUCCGAGUCGUCGAAAUCCUACCACCCGCACCCGCUCGUUCGCCUCCCCCACCCCCCCCCCGCCCGCACCGUACCGUACCCUACUGUCACCCUCGGAAAAAUGGUGUCGUCUUCCGGACAUCAUCAUCGCUCGACUACCAAGGCCUCAAAUAAACCCUUCAAGUCCCGCCAUGCGACCAAAUCCUCCCUCAAGGCCAAGAGCAAGGGAAAGGUAGACGACGCCUCGGCGCUCGCGCGCAAGAAUCACCACCAACAGGUCACGACCAAGAUCGAGCGGAGGAACAAGGCGCGCCAGCUCCAGAUCAUCAAGAAGAAGGACAAUGACAUCGAUGCGCGGAUAUUCAAGGGCAAGGAUGCCGCCCCCAGGGUCGUGGCGGUCGUGCCGCUGUGCGCCGAUGUCACCGCUGCUACCACCGUCAGGGCGUUGUUGAAGAGUUUGGAUGUUUGGGUAGAGGUACCGGAGGCGGGUGUGUUCACUACAUGGGUGGACCGGUUUAAGCAACGGGUUCAGUGGAUUGUAUUGAAGCGGGAGAUGCUGCCGAUUCUCGAUGGAUGCAAGGCGGCGGACUUUGUGCUGAUGGUGUUGUCAGCGAACGAGGAGGUGGAUACCUUUGGCACACGGAUCAUCCGUGGGAUUGAGGGCCAGGGAGUCUCCAAUACACAUACGGUUGUUCAACACCUAGAGAAGGUUGAACCCGCCAAGAGAAGACCCGACAUUAAGAGAUCCCUCACCACCUUCAUCUCGCACUUCUUCCCAACGAUCACCAAGGUCCACGAGUGCGAAUCUUUGCAGGAGGGACCGAAUCUCAUGCGCACGCUGUGUACCUCGAUGCCGAAGGGUGUGCACUGGAGGGAUGAUCGGUCGUAUCUGGUAGCGGAUGAUAUCCGGAUCGAGGGUGACGAUUUGGUGAUUGAAGGUGUGGUGAGAGGGAGAGGGUUGAAGGCGGAUAGACUGGUUCACCUCCAGGGUUUUGGUGAUUUCCAGAUUGAAAAGAUCUGCGCACAGCCGAGCCGCGUGCAAGAAGCGUCCGCCGACGAAAUGGCGGUUGAUGGCGCGGUGAACGGUGCCGGACUACGGAUCCUCGAACUGCCAACCGAAGACCAGGACGACCUCAAGGAGUUGGCCCCCGAAGUAGAAGAGACGAUGCGGGACAUAUCAGACAACAUUUCGGAAGUCCCGUCCAACAUGUCGGAAUCCAGGAGAGGAGUCCUUCUCGACGACCACCAUUAUUUUGACGACGAGGAGAGCAGUGCGAACCGCGCUUACGAGAUGCCUAAGAAUGUUCCGUCGGGAACAUCAAAGUACCAAGCCGCCUGGUUCAUCGAAGGAGAGGAUUACGGCUCGGACGGCGAAGCGACCGAGGGCUCCGACACAGAUAUGGAUGAGGACGACGACGAGGCUCGACCUGAGGAUGGAUUGGAGGGACUGGCUGGCCCAUCGGGAACCACGGUUGCUGGCUCUGUCUGGGGAGAUGACGCCAAGAGCGAAAUGUUUUUGGAUCCUUCCCCGGAACAGGAAUACGAGCAGAUCCAGGCUUUCCGAAAGGACCGCGACGUAGAGCUUGCGGAAGAGAGGGAGUUUCCAGACGAGAUCGAGUUGGCGCCCAAUGUUCUUGCGCGCGAGCGUCUUGCCAGAUACAGAGGUCUUAAGAGCUUACGGACCAGCAAGUGGGAAACUGAGGAGGACCGACCAUGGCAGCCUGAGGACUGGGACCGGCUCGCAAGGAUUCAGGACUACCGGGGAUCAAAGAAUAGAGCCAUCAAUGAGGCUUUGGCAGGCGGUGUGGCACCAGGGACCAGAGUUAUGGUCUACAUCCGCAAUGGUCCCCCAGAGGUUGCGGAAUUGUUCAAAUCCCAUCCAGAGCGACCAAUUGUUCUCUGGGGACUGUUGCGACAUGAACACAAGCAAGCUGUUGUCAAUGUUUCUAUCAUGGCGUCCACUGAUUACGAGGGCGAGCCCGUCAAGUCGAAGGACGAGCUGAUACUUCAGAUCGGCCCGCGCAGAUUGCACGUUAAUCCACUAUUCUCUACCGCCGGCGGAACUGGUAAGAAUAACGUCAGCAAGUUCGAGCGCUUUCUUUCUCCAGGCCAAGCCAGUGUUGCGACAUUUGUCGGACCAGUGACAUGGGGGAAUGUUCCAGUGACAGCCUGGAAACGUGGAGACGGAGAAACUGACUGGGAGCUUGUCGGAAUGGGAAGCUUCCUCAACGUGGACCGCGAGCGUGUGGUCGCCAAGAGAAUCGUCCUCACCGGUCACCCUUACAAGAUCCACAAGAGGCUUGUGACUGUGCGGUACAUGUUCUUUAACCAGGAGGACAUUGCAUGGUUCAAGGCGAUACCGCUGUACACCCGUCGCGGCAGGAGUGGAUUCAUCAAGGAGAGCUUAGGUACACACGGUUACUUCAAGGCGACGUUCGAUGGCCGCAUCAAUCCGCAAGAUGCUGUCGCCAUCAGCUUGUACAAGAGAGUGUUCCCGAGAGGCUCAACGGAAUUUUCGGAGUAGUGCUCUUGAAAACCUCACGGGGUGGAGCUUCUGGGGUUCUUUCUUUUCUGUCUUUUCGGUUCUGGGUUUACAAUCGGUGUUCUGUUUUGGGAUUCCCGGGUUUUUUUUCUCGUUUUUUUUUGUGUUUUUACCCUUUCCUUCGUGAUGACAUGCCUACCGGCUUAGAUGUUGAAAAGUUGGUUUGUGAUUGUACUGAAUUUUGUAUGGCCUAUCAUCCUCUGGAAUAUAGUCCCGUGCCACUACUCAACCGUGGCGAUCAAUGCAAUGCAUGGAGGAUUUUGGCGGAGUUCGGAUAUACCUUUUUUUUAGU